Messenger RNA from Brugia malayi, 1149 nucleotides. RefSeq lists its product as uncharacterized. The record is from RefSeq and is a predicted model, not a curated record. The transcript has 12 exons. The coding region runs from base 1 to 1149 and encodes 382 amino acids. NCBI's taxonomy places the organism in Eukaryota, Metazoa, Nematoda, Chromadorea, Rhabditida, Onchocercidae.
AUGGGACCAAUUGGAAGUAAACAUACUAAGCAAAAAAAACAUUCUGACGGAACUUCAGAGCAACAGAAAAAAUCACUCUUAUCAAGAUUACGAAAACGUAUCUUUCAAAGACCUAUUAGUUCGUGGAAGCAUAACAGAAACCAACCAUCAACAAAAAGAAUCAAGCGACAGUCAAACAAAAUUUCAAGGACAAUCUCAAAAUCAUCAGAGCAGCCAAGAAAAGGUAGGGAUGUUGGAGUGCGAAAGAAUCAUAAGGAGACUGAAUCAUACAAAUCAACAAGAGCGCCAUCAGAAUCUCUUUCUUCUCUCAGCAACUCAGUGAUUCAUAAGAUGCCAGAUGCUGCGCGGCAAAAAUAUCGAAAGAAGCAGAAAGAAAGUGCAGCCCGAAGUACCAGUAAAACAUUACAAAGAUGGGCUAAAUUUCCCGGAUCGUCACCUUCUUCAUCAAGUCGACAAAGCAUUAGAAGUGUUCGAAAAAGGAUCAAAGCAUUCUUUAGCCGUCCUAUGAGUGAUGUCUCAAUACAAAAAUUUGUUGAAAAAAUUAAAAAAAGAAAUGAACUGCGGAAAGAAAGUACUUUCAAAAAGGAACUACCAGAAAUACCUUUGCGGAGUGCAGAUGAAAAAUUCCCAUUCAGACAUCGAGUUGAAAGGUACGAGACAGAAAUGAAGGAGGAAGGUGUUAAAAUUAAUUCACUCAAGAAACCAGUUUCAAGAGUGAUUAAUAAAGACAAUGAAGGAAAGCUGUUCGACGAGGAUGGUCUACCAUUUUGGAGUAAAUUUAGUAAAGUACAAAAGGAUAGUGAGCAUAGUGGAGAAGUAACGGAUGAUGAACUACCCAUGGAUUCGGAAGUAUUACUUGAAGUUCAAGCAGGGUUGCGUAAACUUGUUAAGAUGCCUAAAAUUAGAAUUGUAAUGGAUCCUUACGCACCUUUGGAUUAUUUAAAAUCGCGCGAUAAAAUUUUUUUUACUGCUGAGGUAAUCUUCAGCAAUACAGUUAGAUCAAUGGUUAAUUUAAACGACGAAAUAAGCAACGAAGAGAUAAUCUCUAAAAGAAGUCGGAAAUUAGGUCAGAUAUCUAUAGAAGAACCAAUUAAAAUAACGCGAUAUGAUGAAAAUAACCCUUUGAUAUAUGAACAAGUACCAAUAUAG